Molecule: messenger RNA, 1333 nt
Organism: Anoplopoma fimbria (sablefish)
Lineage: Eukaryota; Metazoa; Chordata; Actinopteri; Perciformes; Anoplopomatidae
Gene: naa10
Product: N-alpha-acetyltransferase 10, NatA catalytic subuni
Exons: 8
Coding region: 196-849 (217 amino acids)
Biological process (GO): N-terminal peptidyl-glutamic acid acetylation
Cellular component (GO): NatA complex
Molecular function (GO): protein N-terminal-serine acetyltransferase activity; protein-N-terminal-glutamate acetyltransferase activity
Source: RefSeq, a predicted model, not a curated record
CAACCGGAAAUGCUCGACUUUAUUGUGGCACGCUCCUUCCUCCCCUCCCUUCCUUGCUAGCAAGUCGAGUUAGCUAGUUAGCGAGACAAGCUCUUUAAUCCCUUGUAGUGUUAUUAUUAUGAAUUGAUUGGUUCGCGUAUCGUUAAUUAAUUUUAUUUCCGUCUCCACAGUCCAGAUAACACGCCAGCUAACAAAAUGAACAUACGAAACGCGAGGCCGGAAGACCUUAUGAACAUGCAGCACUGCAACCUGCUGUGUCUUCCAGAAAAUUACCAGAUGAAAUACUAUUUCUAUCACGGAUUGUCCUGGCCUCAGCUCUCAUACAUUGCAGAGGACGAAAAUGGCAAAAUUGUGGGAUAUGUGCUUGCAAAGAUGGAGGAGGACCCUGAUGAUGUACCCCAUGGACACAUCACAUCUCUGGCUGUGAAACGCUCCCACAGGCGUCUUGGCCUGGCUCAGAAGCUGAUGGAUCAGGCCAGCCGGGCCAUGAUAGAAAACUUCAACGCUAAAUAUGUCUCACUUCAUGUUCGCAAAAGCAACCGAGCAGCCUUGCAUCUGUACUCAAACACACUCAAGUUCCAGAUUAGUGAGGUAGAGCCCAAAUACUAUGCAGAUGGGGAGGAUGCCUACGCCAUGAAGAGAGACCUGGCCAUCAUGGCUGAUGAGCUUAGGAAGCCCGGAGUGCGUGUGGCGGGUCAGGAGGCUCCGUCUGGCCAGAGCCCGUCGGGGUCCGGUGACCAGGAGAGAGAGAACGAGAGAGACAGCGGAGGAGAGAGCAAAGAGCUGAGUGAAGUCAGCGAAGCGACAGAAAGCACAGACGUUAAAGAUUCUUCUUCUGAUUCACAAUGACGCUGCAGUCCUAGACAUUUUUAAAUUCAUCCCUUGCUUCCUCCUUUUUAUCCCUAUUUGACAAUAUCUCUGGCUUUACAAACUGACUAUCUGUGCGUCAAAGCCUUUCCCACAUUUCGGUCACUGUGUUUUCUUAAAGCUUGCUUUCCACUGCAGUGAUGAACAAAAAGUUUUGAAUAAUGACAUGAAUCAGGGUGUUACUUAAAUGAAACUAAAAUUAAUAACUGGUCUCAAUGUUUUUUAUUGGAUUGCUGUUGUCAUUACCAAAAGUCGCCCAAAGUUCUGUAAGAUUUAGAGAAUUUAAAACAAUUUGUGCUUUUCAAGUUGUCGCAAUCUGGUCUCCUAAUUAUUUACAGAAUUACUGCAAAUAAAUCUUUAAAAUAAUACUUUUCCCUAUCACGCUUAUUUCAAUAAUUGAUCGUAAAAGCAGCUUAGUUGUUUACUUCCAAGUGUCAUUAAAAUUCUUUGAAGUGGUUCAAUAAAA